Messenger RNA from Meloidogyne enterolobii, 546 nucleotides. The record is from the annotation of a GenBank genome assembly. Lineage: Eukaryota; Metazoa; Nematoda; Chromadorea; Rhabditida; Meloidogynidae.
AUGAAUUUAUCCAAUGUUGUGGAACACCAUACUUUCUACAGAGUAUACGCCCAACGUUGGAUUGUUUUGACUGCUGUGUGUCUUUUAGCUUUGUCUAAUGCUACGCAAUGGAUUGCGUUUGCACCACUCCACGAUGCUGUGCAGGAUUUUUACUGUAUUAAUUUAAUUAAUAACAACAGCAGAGGUGAACUUGAGGAAAAUGGUAGUGGAUGUGAUGUUGAAACUUGGAUUUCGCAAAUUUUCCAAAUUGUUGGUGUUUUGACCGGCCUUUUUGGGAUGUAUAUAACUGAUCGUUACGGAAUUCGUGUUUCGUGUCAUUUGGGAGCCGCUCUAAAUUUGUGUGGGGCAAUUAUUCGUUUUAUCUCCUCAUUGCCAUUGCUAGAAAAAUCCGCUCGAUUACCUUUCCUUUAUUUUGGACAAAUAAUAGCAGCAAUGAGCCAACCAUUUUUUCUUUGCCUUUCGCCUAAGGUUGCAGAAUAUUGGUUUGGAGAGGAUCAACGUGCAUUGGCCAACUCACUUUCAUUUAUUGGUAUAAACAUUUUUUGA